AGAGAGAGAGCAGGAACCCACCCCAACCCACCCACUCACUUUCGGCGUCGGCGUCGGCGUCGGCGGAGGACGGCGAACGAGGAACCCUAGCCGCCUGAGAAAGAGACGCCCCCACCCGCAAGGCCGGCCACGAUGGCGGCGGUUCGAUGCGCGGCGAGGAGGCUCGGCGGCUCCCUGUUCCAGCGAGCGCAGGCGGAGGAGGGACGCCGGCUCGUGCCAAGCAGGCUCAUGCGCUCCCGCCACCUCUCCAACUCCACCGAGCAAGCUUCAAAGAUCAAGCAGAAGGAGGAGGAGCUGUAUGAUGCGAUAUCCAAAGCAGAGCAGAAGAAGAAGGAGCUGUUUGAUGCGAUUUAUAACGCGGGGAAGAUUUCCACCACUACUGGCCAGCAUCUUUCUGUACAAGCCACUCAAGGAGCAGAUGACCCUCUGCGCUGGAUGCGGUACGCAAUGAGAGCUCGGGGUGUGUUCGAGUUAGCUGCCAAGAUGACAUUAACAUUUAUGGCCUUUGCUUUUGCGUUUGGUUCCAAAGCCAACAAGGUGGUAGAAGCCAAGGAAGACCAGUGAAGACAAGAUGCAAAAAAUGAGUACCAAAGAUGGCCCCAACUUCAGCUUGUUUUAAGUUAAAUUAUGACCUCUGCAGUUUGGCUAGCUAGCACUAUGCUAUCGUUCCUUGUGAUAUUGUGUCACAUGACAUCUUAUAUCUCCAUCUAUCUAUCUAUUAGAGUAGCUUUGCGUGAAACUGUAGGUUGAUGCGAACAUACUUGCAUAGCUUGUAUUGUAUGGCCACUGGCAUGCAUUGAUUUUGGUGGCUAGAGCAACAAGUGGGAGUGAAGACAA
Triticum aestivum (bread wheat) is the source of this 837-nucleotide messenger RNA. RefSeq lists its product as uncharacterized. The transcript is spliced from 4 exons. The record is from RefSeq and is a predicted model, not a curated record. NCBI's taxonomy places the organism in Eukaryota, Viridiplantae, Streptophyta, Magnoliopsida, Poales, Poaceae. Bases 133 to 564 code for a protein of 143 amino acids.